AUGGAGGUGAGAGAUGAGGAAAUGGAGAGAAAUCAAGUGAAGAGCAUCAGCUGUGCCUGUGGAGGCCGACCGCCUCCACAAUCAUCCACUGAACUCAAGCAUCAAAAUCAUUCUCAAUCGUUGGAUGUGCCGACUCCAAGGAAAGAGUCAUCGGCGAGGAAAGCGAUCACUCCACCGCCACCCGGGCAACGCCAGGCGAAGAAUUCGAAACGUGCUCCAUCUCCACAACCACAACUCACAAUAAAAUCAGCGAUAUUGAUUCAAAAAUGGUAUCGUCGAUGUGCGGCAAGAUUGGAAGCAAGACGGAGAGCCACUUGGAGUAUUUUCACCGCUCUCGAAUACGCCGGUGAACAAGAUCAACUCAAAUUGUACGAUUUCUUCAGCGAUGUGAUCUCGACAGUGUUGGAUGAGGAAGGGAAAGGCCCGCAUGGACAGGGUCCUCUUCUCGCUGCUCUCAAUCAUCAUUGCAAUAAACCGCAUGGAGCGCCAGAAGACGAUGAUGCGAUCCGGAAACUUCUUGAUGAGACAAAUCCAACGAGAUUCCCUCUAGAGAAAGGAUAUAAGGGACCGCAUUUGCGACUUCCAAUCGACAAAGCGCAAAUCGUUGAAAUGAUUGAUGCUUUUAAAGUGAAUAAGGUUCUUCACCCACGCUAUUUACUUCUAGUUUUGCAUGAGGCUCGCAAAAUCCUCAAGCAAACCCCCACCGUCGUUCAUUUAAGCACAGCCAUCAGCAAUCAGAUCACAAUCACCGGCGAUUUACAUGGGAAAUUUGAUGAUCUAUGUAUUAUAUUGUACAAGAAUGGUUAUCCGUCAGUUGAUAAUCCGUAUAUCUUCAAUGGAGAUUUCGUGGAUCGGGGUGGUCAAUCAACUGAGGUACUUGUAACAUUGUUGAGUCUUUUGGUGCUUGACCCGAUGGCGGUGACAUUGAAUCGAGGAAAUCAUGAGGAUCAUAUUAUGAAUUUAAGAUACGGCUUUGUUAAAGAGCUCAUGACAAAAUAUAAGGAAGCAGCUGGGCCGAUUGCUCGUUUAAUGGAAGAAGUCUUUGCGUGGCUGCCGAUAUGCACUGUUGUUGAUCGAGAGAUUUUCGUUGUUCAUGGCGGAAUCUCGGAUAAAACCGAUCUUCAGGAAUUGGAAAAAGUGCAAAGGAAUAAAUAUGUUUCCGUUCUUCGGCCACCGAUACGGAAAGAGGAUAAUGGGAAACCGAGUGUGAAUAUGGAAGAAUGGAAAUUGAUACUUGAUGUUUUGUGGUCAGAUCCAAAGCAACAUAAAGGUUGUUGGCCGAAUGUUUUCCGAGGCGGUGGCUCAUAUUUUGGAGCAGACGUCACGACAACUUUUCUAGAGAAAAACAACUUUCGUUUAAUCGUUCGAUCUCAUGAGUGCAAAUUUGAAGGCUAUGAAUACACGCAUAACAAUAGUGUAUUGACUGUAUUUUCUGCGUCAAACUAUUAUGAAGUAGGCUCAAAUCGAGGCGCUUAUGUAAAGUUCAUUGGAAAGCAAAAACAAGCACACUUUGUGCAAUACAUGGCCAGUAAAACGCAUCGGAAAACGACGUUGAGACAAAGAGUCUCCGCAGUGGAAGAGUCCGCUUUGAGAGAUCUUCGCGACAAACUCAACUCAUUCGCCUCUCAAUUACAAGCCGAAUUCCUCAAAUGUGAUCCCGAUAAAUCGGGCAAAAUCUCCGUGCAUCGAUGGAGUGAAUGUGUCGAGAAUGUUACCCAAUUGCAGUUACCCUGGCACGCAUUGGCUACAAAGUUAACCACUGUGACAGACGAUGGGAAAUAUGUGCUUUACAAGGAGGACCUUCCAGUAAUUGCUGUCGGGAAAAAGCAGGCAAAAGAUGAUCGUGACGUGGUUGAGGCUUUGUACAGACACAAGAGCACUCUCGAGACACUCUUUCGUUUCAUGGAUAAAGACAAUUCGGGAAAUGUUUCAAUGGCUGAAUUCAUUGAGGCAAUUGAGGUGAUUGGCCAAUACACAAAACGAGCUCUCUCACCAAAUGAUAUUCGACAAAUUGCGGAAAGUAUCGAUUUUAAUAAAGACGGGUUUAUCGAUUUGAACGAACUGUUGGAAGCGUUUCGAAUCGUUGAAAGUCAGGCUCAACCCCAACAAGGACUCGCGCUAAUGUUGGGCGCUGGAUCGGUGAGCGAUCCAGCGAAUGGUUCCACUCCGCAACCGCAACUCGCUAACGCU
Molecule: messenger RNA, 2190 nt
Organism: Mesorhabditis belari
Lineage: Eukaryota; Metazoa; Nematoda; Chromadorea; Rhabditida; Rhabditidae
Source: the annotation of a GenBank genome assembly